UUCAACAUAUUUACACUCAUUUUAUUUAAAUUUAUUAAAAACCGGCUGUAAAUUGCAGUUUAAAAGAAAUCCAGUUAUUCUGAGUGUUUUCUUUAGUACAAAAUUAAGGUGUCAUUAAUUAUCCAGUAAAACUUGUGGGUGGAAAGUUUAUUUUUAUUAAAAAGAAACAAAUCUAUCUAAAUUAUGAAUAACGAAGAAAAUAAAAUUUUGUCUCAUAGACAGCACGUUAAAUAUUUCAUGAGAUUUUUAAAUGUGCUACCAUCAUCUCUCUCAUCUCAUGAUACUACCAGGGUAACCAUAGCAUAUUUCUCCGUAUCAGGACUAGAUGUUCUUGGAUCAAUUUCUUCUAUAUCAAUAGAUCUGCAGACUAGGAUAAUCGACUGGCUGUAUAGACUACAGGUCCAUCCAAAUAAAGAGAAUGGUGAUAUGUCAGCAUGCGGUUUCCAGGGUUCCUCUACGGUUAAUAUAAGGUUUAAUACCGAGGAGAAUAACUAUCGUUGUGGUCAUUUGGCUAUGACUUAUACUGGAUUGUGUAUUCUGUUGGCAUUGGGGGAUGACCUCUCGAGACUUAAUAGGAAAGCUUUAAUAGAAGGCGUAAAAGCACUACAGACCGAGGAAGGAAACUUCUCAGCGACACUAUCUGGAUGUGAAUCAGACAUGCGGUUUGUUUAUUGUGCCGCUUGCAUUAGCUACAUGCUCAACGAUUGGUCUGGAUUCAAUAUAAAGACUGCUACAGACUACAUAAUAAAAUCUAUAGGUUACGACUACGGAAUCGCACAGUGUCCGGAACUGGAGUCCCACGGCGGUACAACCUUCUGUGCACUGGCAACACUAAGUUUAACUAACCAAUUGGAUAAACUAACGGUCGACCAGAUAGAGGGCCUAAAACGCUGGCUUCUUUAUAGACAAAUAGACGGUUUCCAGGGUCGGCCAAACAAACCUGUCGAUACGUGUUACAGUUUUUGGGUUGGCGCCUCUUUGAAAAUGCUUGAUGCCUUACAUUUGACGAACUACCCUAAUAAUAGAAGUUACGUGUACGAAACUCAGGAUUCCGUUGUAGGCGGUUUCUCAAAAUGGCCGGACACUUGUACAGAUCCAAUGCACACGUAUCUAGGUUUAGCCGGGCUUAGUUUAAUAGGUGAGAACGGUUUGCUGGACAUCGUGCCAACUUUAAACAUCACCAAAAGGGCGCACGACCAUUUGAAAACGUUGCACGAAAAAUGGGCGAGUGAGUCAUAGCUUAAAGUCAAUUAAUAGUCUGUGAUCACAGAUUAUAAACGUGUUGUUGCCAUUUAAAAAUUAUAAGUUAAGUUGUUUGGCCUUGAAAAUUUAAAAUGAAAACAGUUGUGUGAUUAUAGUUCGUAAAUUUUUUUCGCGAUUUACCUUUAAUAAGGCUUGUGGUCAAAUCUUCGACUUUUUCGUGGAGCCUUUAAUGCUUAAUUUUCAUGUUUUGAUUUAAUUAUUCCUCUAUCUUCAAAGGAUCCCAAUACAGUUAAAAUUGGUCUUUUAAUCUGCAAAAGAUUUAGAUUUGCUUCAUUCUUUUUUCCUACUUUUCUCUAGGUAAUGAAUAUACAUAUGUUUCAUUAACUUGUUAGUUCUGUAUCUAUUGAUAAUUUUUCGUAUUUUUUUUUAGAAGAAAAUCUUCAAUAUUUCAGCUAACAACUUUUCAGCUUUUUAUCGGUACCUUUGCCUUUUUUUUAAAAUCAAUAUUUAUCAACAUCUUUUAUUCACAUUAGUUUUAUUAUCCAUUUAUGUUGACCGAAAUUUUAUACCAACUGAGAGAUGCCCAUUGGCUGGAUAUAAAUCUUUUUUUAGGGAUUUCUAAAUUACACAUUACAUAUUGUUCCGCCUGGGUUAACGGCUCCCUGGGACUCGUUUUACUCGUUGAGCAAUGUCGGUAAUUGUAUUUUUUUUAAUUUAGUUUCUAUUUGAUCACGUGAGUUAAGCCUAUAGGUAUAUUGCCAAAAAAAUAUACGAAUUAAUUAUGGUGCUAAGUAGUCUAUGUAAACAUCUGCCGAAUCUAAAACUAAAUCAACAGAUCUAAAAGAAUUCAUCCUUUUUAAAACGCUAUCUGUGGAAAGGUAUAGAUAUAUUUCAGACCUUUUAAUUUAGUUUAUUUCAGAGAUCUGUAGCACCAGUAUUUUAUUUUCUAAUCGAUAGAAUCGCCGCCGAUAUAUUUUUGAAUUGCAAUCGUUUAUCCAAAUGUUAGUACUUAAAACAAUUUUAUGAAUAACCGGUGCUAAAUGUAAGCUUUAGGCCUUCGCACCCCAUAUCGGCUCAACACGAACUCAACUCAAAAUAAAUCAUUGAAAUUGGGGCUUUAUUACAUAUGUAAAUAUAUAUGCCCUAUAGUAAACCUUUAAAAAUUAUUGUGAUAAAAGUCUAUGACGAGUGGACCGCGCGUUGCUCACACCUUAAUUUAAGCAACUCAUGUAUUUUUUUUUUUU
This is a messenger RNA of Pararge aegeria (speckled wood butterfly), 2447 nucleotides long. It is a transcript of the gene betaggt-I, whose product is annotated as geranylgeranyl transferase type-1 subunit beta. Lineage: Eukaryota; Metazoa; Arthropoda; Insecta; Lepidoptera; Nymphalidae. Gene Ontology annotation, cellular component: CAAX-protein geranylgeranyltransferase complex. Bases 184 to 1239 code for a protein of 351 amino acids. The record is from RefSeq and is a predicted model, not a curated record. Gene Ontology annotation, biological process: protein geranylgeranylation. The transcript has 5 exons. Gene Ontology annotation, molecular function: CAAX-protein geranylgeranyltransferase activity.